Oryctolagus cuniculus (rabbit) is the source of this 2881-nucleotide messenger RNA. It is a transcript of the gene ATP6V1G1, whose product is annotated as ATPase H+ transporting V1 subunit G1. Gene Ontology annotation, cellular component: synaptic vesicle membrane; vacuolar proton-transporting V-type ATPase, V1 domain; vacuolar proton-transporting V-type ATPase complex. Gene Ontology annotation, biological process: synaptic vesicle lumen acidification. Lineage: Eukaryota; Metazoa; Chordata; Mammalia; Lagomorpha; Leporidae. The record is from RefSeq and is a predicted model, not a curated record. Gene Ontology annotation, molecular function: proton-transporting ATPase activity, rotational mechanism; ATP hydrolysis activity.
CGCAGUUUGCCCGGUGGGUGGGUCAGGUGACCAGAGGAGCCUUCGAGUCGGUUUAGGCCGCUGCUCUGGGCUUCCAGAGUGCCGGUCGCCAUGGCCAGCCAGUCGCAGGGGAUCCAGCAGCUGCUGCAGGCCGAGAAGCGGGCGGCGGAGAAGGUGUCGGAGGCCCGCAAGCGAAAGAACCGGAGGCUGAAGCAGGCCAAAGAAGAAGCACAGGCUGAAAUUGAACAGUACCGCCUGCAGAGGGAGAAGGAGUUCAAGGCCAAGGAAGCUGCGGCGCUGGGAUCCCACGGCAGUUGCAGCAGCGAAGUAGAGAAGGAGACCCAGGAGAAGAUGACCAUCCUGCAGACCUACUUCCAGCAGAACAGGGAUGAGGUCUUGGAUAACCUCUUGGCCUUUGUCUGUGACAUCCGGCCAGAAAUCCAUGAGAACUACCGCAUAAACGGAUAGAAGAAAGCUGCCCUUGUUCCACGGCUGGGCGUUUCAGAUGCUCUCGUGGAGCAUGGAGCCUCAGCAAAGCUCACGCUCUGCCCUCAUGACAAGGCAUUAAAUUAUUUCUGUGUGUUUCAUAGGAGGGCCUUCACUCGUUAGCUUCUUUAUCCAGACUUUCCAAAGAGUUCAUCUUUUUACUUCGUAUUUCUUAGAGACAUUUAAUAUGUCGUGUGUUUUCCUGUGCCUUUUAGUUCAAGCAACAUAUAUGUCAGUGUUGACUUUUCUAUCUUAGAUCUUGUAUAAAAAAAAAUUCUUUGAAGAAAGAAAGGGACUAAACAAUUUGUUUCCCCUAUGCUUUCUUGAAGGUCAGGGGCUUUAUCUAUGAAAAAGUAGUAAAUAGUUUCUUGUAACUUGUGUGAAGCAGCAGCCAGCCUUAAUGUCUAUUCUAAAGGCAAAAGCAAUGAAUUACUCGUGUAAUUGUUUAGGCUGCUUUUAGCUUGUUAAUCAAAAUUACUAGAUGAUAGAAUUUAAGAACUUAUUGCAUGUUAUUACUUGGUGUACUGAUAAUUUAAAAGUAAAGACUUUGUCAUGUGUUCUAUCUCUCACACUUCUCUGGUUCAUCCUGUAUGAUAAUGCAAAAUGCACUUUGGCCUACAGAAUUCUUCAGAUUCUGCAGAAUUCCACUUAGGAAAUUAGCUCACAUAUCACAUUUGCAUUCAUAGUUAGAAAUUGUUCAAGAUGUACAGAUUUAGCAAGAAGCAAAAUGCUUGUAAUUUUACCUAAAAAUUGGUUUACAAAACAAGAAGUAGUAUCAGCUCGCUGCUUCUUCCUGAUACCGGGCUGCCCUGGCAGUUUAUCAGCCUGUGUCCUCCUGGUGGGCUAAAGGACGUGACUAAAGCUCUUAGUGACUUCACACUCCCACUUAUAAGAGUUAAAUGUCUUUCUGUUAGCUGCAAGUCUUUUGUUGGUUUGAAACUAAUUUCUGGUAGAAAUGGUUGAAAGAGCAUGGGAUUUCCUUACCAAUACAGCUAGAAAGACUUUAAAAAUAUAUUUGAAAGAUAGACUUUUUUUUUUUUUUUUGACAGGCAGAGUGGACAGUGAGAGAGAGAGAGAGACAGAGAGAAAGGUCUUCCUUUGCCGUUGGUUCACCCUCCAGUGGCCGCUGCGGCCUGCGCGCUGCGGCCAGCGCACCGCGCUGAUCCGAUGGCCGGAGCCAGGUACUUAUCCUGGUCUCCCAUGGGGUGCAGAGCCCAAGGACUUGGGCCAUCCUCCACUGCACUCCCUGGCCACAGCAGAGAGCUGGCCUGGAAGAGGGGUACCGGGACAGAAUCCGGCGCCCCAACCGGGACUAGAACCUGGUGUGCCGGUGCCGCAAUGCGGAGGAUUAGCCUGUUGAGCCGCGGCACCGGCUUGAAAGAUAAGACUUUUAAAAAUAUAUUUGAAAGAGAGAGCAAGAUCUUCCAUCCACUGGUUUACUCCCCAGAUAGCCACACGACCAGGGCAAGGCCAGGCAGGUCUCCCACGAGUGUGUCAGCAGCCCAAACACUUGGGCCAUCUGCUGCUGCUUUUCUCAGGCCACCAGCAGUUUCUGGAUCAGAAGUGGAGCAGCAGGGACACAAAUGGGCGCCUGUAUGGGAUGUUGGUAUUGCAGGCAGCAGCUUCAUCCACUGUACCACAGCGCUGGCCCCCAUGUCUGUUUUGUAGUAGAAGACCUCAGAAAGUUUUCUUAUGCAAGCUGUUUGACUUUACUGUUAAAACACCCACGCCUGACUCCCUGAAACUGCUCGUCAGGGUCAGUGGUGGUGUCCACACUGAGAAACCCAGCCUUCUACCAUUUGACGUUUAGGAUUAUUUCAUGGGCUUGGCCACUCUUCUUCCCCUGAAACAUUUUAUUAAUUUUUUUGAAAGAUUGGUCUGUUUGAAAGGCAAAGUUACAGAGAGGGAGAGACAGAGUGAUCUUCCAUCCACUGGCUUACUCAGAUGGCUGCAAGGGCCUGGGACUGGGCCAGGCCGGAGCCAGGAGCCAGGAGCUUCAUCUGGGUCUCCCACGUGGGUGUAGGGGCCCAAGCACUUGGGCUACUUUCUGCCCUUUCCCAGGUGCAUUAGCGGGGAGCUGGGUUGGAAGUGGAGCUGCUGGGACUUGAAGUGGCACGCAUAUGGGAUGCUGGUGCCACAGGCAGUGGCUUUACUUGCUGUGCCACAGCGCUGGCCCUGAAACACUCUUAGUUUCCUUCUGUUAUCCAGUGGUGAGCUACCUUGCUUCUCAGUCUCUUCCCAGUGCCUUCUCCUGUUUUCCCAAGGUUUUGUUCUUGGCCUUCUGUACAUAUUUCCUGAUGAAACCACUCAUUUCCUGGCAUUGUUGUCUGUAUUGAAGAUACUUGUAUCUCAAACUCCUGUCAAAUUGCUUAUUUGAUGUUUUGACAUGAAUGUUUAGUAAAUACCUCCAUCUUAA